Molecule: messenger RNA, 4921 nt
Organism: Plectropomus leopardus (leopard coralgrouper)
Lineage: Eukaryota; Metazoa; Chordata; Actinopteri; Perciformes; Serranidae
Gene: itga8
Product: integrin, alpha 8
Biological process (GO): cell adhesion mediated by integrin; cell-cell adhesion; cell-matrix adhesion
Cellular component (GO): integrin complex; external side of plasma membrane
Molecular function (GO): integrin binding
Source: RefSeq, a predicted model, not a curated record
GGAUCAGGGAGAUGUGACCAGGUGAACCCAGUUGGCACAAAUUUAAAGAAACCAUAAAGGAAGGAGACAGGGUUACUGGAAGGGAUUGAUGGAUGGAUGGAAGGAAGGAAAUGUGUUGAAGGAGGAGAAGAGGGCAGGUAGAGGGCGUGGAGGCGAGAAACUUCUCCAUCUGGCAGGUCAAGGUUUGGGUUCUUCUCAUUCACUCUUUACCUCAACUUUUCACCUGGUUCUUAUCAACUCUCUUGACAGAAAACACGCUCCACUGACUGCAGUGUUGCCCCGCUGCGGUUUUACGAGAAUGUGAGGCUGAAGAUGCAGUUUAAUUCAUCAUUAAUGUGCCCAUAAAGCUUAUUUUAAUUAAGACAAAGUCCCCAAGCUGAAGUUCUUAGGGGCAACAUGCAUCCCUCUUCCUCUCUGCCCAGCAUAUGCACAGUUUUUGAUAAUAUAAAUCUUCAGACAUGUGCUGAGAUUAAUAUACAAAAAGCAGCCUGUUUGGCCCGUCACCUCUUUAAACUGUUUUUCAUUGCAGGAUAUUAUUUUCAGCAAGAGCGAAGUAUGUUACCUCGGAGGGUUUGGGAGGGGAAAUCGCCUGGUGUUGAGUGAAACCUUGAGCGGGCCAAAAGUACCUAAACGUGCACAGCUCAAGAGAUUUCUGCUGUGAGUCGACAUAACAAUUACUGACAUAAUUACAAGAGAUUAUUCUCCAAGGGAAGAAAUGGAGUUCUGUUCUAACUGGUAAGAAUGAGACAAAGCGGCCAAGAAAAAGAAAAAGGUGGUUUAAUUUAUGAACAAAUAUCUGCAUUUGCGCGCGUCCGCGCCAAGUCUCCGCGUGCGCCUGCCUGUGAGUGCGUAUAUUUAAGAGGUUGGUUUUAAAUCUCACUUUAAUAUCAUUUAUUGUUUCAGGCUGCAAUUCGCCACAGAAAAUUAGUCAGUGCCAUAAAAGGAACGGUGACGCGCCAGCUCCAUUGCGCGCUCAGAUGUGGUCUGUGCCUUGUAAUGUGUGUGUGAGUGUGUAUGUGUGUAGGGGGUAAAGUUUUGUGCAGAGGGCGGGGGCGCGGCUGUGUAGUCUCAGAGCUGAGACUUUGGGCAGACCUGGUGGUUUCAGGGUGUCAGCAGGCAGUUUUUUGGGGAGCGCGGUGAUACGGUGACAGACAGUUGGCGGACUUUACCCGGGACAGAACUACCUCACCUGCACGGAGGAAACUCUCUCUCCCUCUCUUUCCCCCCCAGUUCCCUCUCAUUUGAGGGGAAUUAGUGUGCAGCUGGCUGUUCUUUGGGGAUGGAGCGUGUAUGGGACUUAGUUUCCUCCGCUGGGAUGUUUAUUCUCGGGGUGCUUUCGGUGCUGUGGCCGGCGCUAAAUGGAGUUCGGAGUUUUAACCUUUACGCAGAGCAUCCUACGGUUUACAAGGGACCCGAUGGAAGUUAUUUCGGCUAUUCUCUGGACUUCUAUCAAGCUUCCUCCGACAGCAACACGUUCAGUGUGCUGGUGGGGGCUCCAAAGGCAAACACCUCUCAGCCUGGCAUUGUGGAGGCUGGAGCUGUCUACUACUGCCCCUGGCCUGGACUCCCUGACAGCUGCAGACAGAUACCUUUUGAUAAUUCCAAUAACAGAAUGAUAAAGGUAAACGGCACCAGAGAGCCUCUGGAGUUUAAGUCGCACCAGUGGUUUGGAGCAUCAGUCAGGACACACAAAGGAAAAGUGGUGGCAUGUGCUCCUCUCUAUCACUGGCGGACGGUAAAACUGAGUGGGGAGAAGGACCCCGUGGGGACCUGCUAUGUUGCUGUCCAGAACUUCAGCGCCUACGCAGAGUACUCACCCUGCAGGACCAAUGAUCCAGACCCAGAGGGACAGGGUUUCUGCCAGGCCGGCUUCAGUGUGGAUUUCACCAAGGAAGGAAUGCUGGUGGUAGGAGGACCUGGAAGCUUUUACUGGCAAGGUCAGGUAAUGACAGCGGGGAUAGCUGAGAUAUUAAACGGCUACUCUUUGAAGGCAGUGCUUAGACGGGUUCCAGGAGAGAAGCACACCAGAGCUGCGGAAGACACACACGACGACAGUUACCUUGGUUACUCUGUGGCAGUGGGAGAGUUUACAGGAGACUCUGAACAAGAGCUGAUAGCCGGAGUCCCAAGAGGAGCACAGAACUUUGGAUAUGUGGCAAUGAUCAACUCCACCAAUCUGACCUUCAUACAGAACUUCACGGGGGAACAGAUGGCCUCUUAUUUUGGCUACUCGGUGGCUGUCACUGACCUGAAUGGAGAUGGGAGGGACGAUGUGCUGGUUGGAGCACCCCUCUACAUGGAGAGAGAGAUGGAGAGCAAACCCAGAGAGGUGGGGAGGGUGUACCUGUACCUACAGAUGGCCCCGCUGACUUUCUCCGAACCUUUUGCCCUCACUGGCACACACACCUUCGGGCGCUUUGGCACGGCUGUAGCACCGCUUGGAGACGUAAACCAGGAUGGAUACAAUGACGUGGCGGUGGGCUGUCCCUUUGGAGGCGAGGAACGUGGAGGCAGAGUAUUGAUCUUUAAUGGUAACAGAGAUGUUGCAACGCAAGGUCUGACACUGAGCCAGGAGCUGAGAGCAGCUGGGACCCCCAGUGGCAGCCUGCCUGGUUAUGGAUUCACUCUGAGAGGAGGCCAAGACCUGGACAACAAUCAGUAUCCUGAUCUGAUCGUGGGGGCGUUUGGUGCAGGGGAGGUGUCAGUCUACAGGUCUCGAGCUGUGGUGUCUGUGGAAGCUGCAAUGAUCUUGACUCCCAGAAUCCUGAACCCCGAUGACCGACAGUGUCACCUGCCUGAGACAGAUAUCAUGGUUACCUGUCUGAAGGUGGAUGUGUGUGCAGCAGUGAGCGGAGUGGGGAUCCCAAGUUCUGUAGACCUGAGAGCAGAGCUACACCUGGACUGGUUGAAAGGCACCAGAGGUGGAGUUAAGAGAGUUUUAUUCCUGGACACUCAGCAGCCUCAGCGCACAGGGCUCCUAAAAUUGGGGCACAACCGCCCACGUGCAUGUCUGCGCUACACCAUUUAUUUGAGAGAGGAGGAAGACUUUAGGGACAAAUUGACCCCAAUCUCACUGGCUCUCAACUACAGCUUGGCUCCACACACCCAUGGCCAAAACCUCCCACCUGUCCUCAACCAUUACAGCAGUACCUUCCUUCAAGAGCAUGCCUACAUUCUCCUGGACUGCGGUGAUGACAAUAUUUGUAUUCCUGACCUCCAGCUCUCUGGCAGCAUGGACCGCUCAGAGUUGAUGAUUGGAGAUGACAAUCUGGUCAUGUUGACCAUCACUGCGGUGAACCAAGGAGAGGGAGCUUAUGAGACAGAGCUCCACACGCUGAUACCACCAGAGGCUGACUAUAUUGGAGUAGAGCGUAGGGUGGAGUCCCUGUCUCAGCUAAACUGCGAGUACAAGAUGGUCAAUGAGUCCCGAAUGGUGGUGUGUGACCUUGGGAACCCCAUGGUGGCUGGAACAGAGCUGUCCGUUGGUUUGAGGUUUUCUGUCCAAAGGCUGGACGAUGCCGGACCGAAGAUCAGCUUUGAGCUACAGAUCCACAGCUCCAACAGAGAUAAUUCCGACAGCAACCCAGUCAGUUUGAAUCUGUCCAUCGUUGCCAAAGCUCAGCUCGACUUACGUGGGGUGUCUCAUCCGUCUCAGGUGGUGCUGCCAUUCCCACGCUGGGAACCCAAAGAGAAGCCUGUCAAAGAGGACGACGUGGGGCCACAAGUAACACACAUCUAUGAGCUCCAUAACUCUGGUCCCAGCAGUAUUCGUGAGGCUGAGCUCCAGGUCGGCUGGCCCUCACGUUUCCGUGACGAGAACCUGCUGUAUGCCAUGGAGAUUCAAACUGACGGCCCAAUUAGCUGCCGGACAAACACCAGCCUCAAUCCGCUUGGCCUUCAGAUUUCCUCUCUCCAGGACACACCUGAAUUAUUGGGUUUCUUGAGGAACACCAGCGCUCCUUCCCACCGCCACAAACGAGCCAUCACUGCCACUGAGACUUAUAGCGGUAAAACUUUGAACUGCACCAAUAUCUCCUGUCUGAGGAUCAUGUGUAUUGUUGGCCGGUUAGAUCGUGGGCACAGUGCUGUGGUCAAGAUCCGCUCGAGACUCUGGGCGCACACUUUCCUGCAGCGGCGUAAUGACCCCUACAUCCUCAACUCUACUGUGUCCUUCACGGUCAUAGCCAUGCCUUACCGCAUCCAAUCCCCCACCCUGCCGCAACACACCACCUCGAUGGGGACCUUGGUGUUGUGGGGGACACCUGAUGUGUCGUUUGCUGUUCCACUCUGGGUCAUCAUCCUGGCCAUACUGCUGGGGCUGCUGGUGCUGGCCAUGCUAACAUUAGCUAUGUGGAAGUGCGGUUUCUUUGACCGGGCGCGGCCGCCAGCUGACGAUGACGUCUCGGACCAGGAGCAGCUGACGUCCGAUCAAACAGGGGAUGCCUAAACCGAUACAUGACAGCUCCUGAUUGGAGGACUGCAGUUUGAGGGGGAUAUGCACCUUCUGAGUAACUUAAAUCAGAUCUGAGAUCUGAAUUCGUUGGAUCCUACAUUCUUUGGCUGGAGGUCUUCUGCCUCGAAUGAAACUGAAUGAAGACUGCAGCGCCAUACAGACUGGGACCAAAGAACGGGGUUCAAACUAGACAGGUUGGGACCAAAACACUAACACUUAACAGGCUCAAUCACACACACACACACACACACACACAAACACACACACGUCCAUUGUUUUAAUGUAUCUAGUGUGAUGAAUUAACAGAGCUGAAGAUAGAAUGGACUUUGUUGUGAAGACAAUCCUUCAAAUGUUUCUGAACAUUAUUGUGUGUCUGUGUGAGUGAGGCACAGAGAGACUUGAGAUCUAUGCACAAGUGCUUUUGUGAGUGUGAGAGUGUGUGUGUGUGUGUGUGUGUUUGUGUGUGUG